UCUUCCCGUGAUGCAAGGAAAACGAGCAGGACACGCCGCGCAGUCUUUUAACUGCGCGUUUAAACGAAGCAGCAAUUAAGCGCGCGGUUUAGUGAUGCCUGCUGAUGAAAUGCACAGAUGCUGACGGAUGGACGGUUGUAGAUGCAGCGGUUGCAGCGGCGCUGACUCGGGAUGCUUGGUCAUGAAAUGAUACGAGGCCCGCUCGGUUGUGAGAACACCAACUUGUUUCCUGCGCUAUAACGUGAGACGGACAGUGAGAGAGCGAGAGAGAAAGAGAGAGCGAGAGAGAGAGAGAGAAAGAGAGAGAGAGAGAGAGAGGAGGGGGCGCGAGCGUUCGUUCGCCGCUGUUGCUCGGGGCUCGCGGAAGAACCGAUCACAUGGAUUCCAAGGUUCCAUUUUUCAACGGCGCUUCGAUCUGAGCGCGCGCUGACAGCCCCGGUGACCGGCGCAUCCAUCAGAGCCGCGCGAGGGAAAGAGGCAUCACUUCGCCGGUUCCAUCGAUCUGCCGGAACUGGGCAGGCACCGGACUCGGUCCGUGUGUGCGCACGAGUGAGGAGGGCGAAAGCGGCCCUGGGGUAUUUCUGCCACCGAGGAGCAGCCAGCUGCACGCUUAACGGAGAGGAAACCGAUCCGGCUGGAAUAUUUGGCGUUGCCGAAAAUCAUUUAGGAGGAAAGCAUUCCUCAUUUGCUCAAAUCACAGGCGGCGUGUGGAACCAAAGACAGCCCAGUGCUGGAUUCCCGAAGGACAGCUAGAGAUCACAGACCCUUGAGGUGAAAGAGGGUGCAUGGAUCGCUCAAGGACAAAGACUUCUGCCUACCUCUGGUUGGGCGUGGUUUCCGUGGCAUCAACCUUCCUCUGCGCAGAGGCGGGAGUCACGCCGAGCCCGCCCCUCUCCAAUAACAUCACAUGCGUCGGAGAGACGGGUCGAUGCCAGCCUGGCAUCAUCUUACCCAUUUGGUACCCCGAGGACCCUUCCAUGGGCGAUAAGAUCGCCAGGGUCAUUGUGUACUUCGUGGCAAUGAUCUACAUGUUCCUGGGGGUGUCGAUUAUUGCGGAUCGCUUCAUGGCGGCCAUUGAAGUCAUCACUUCCCAGGAAAAGGAAAUCAUCAUCAAGCGUCCAAAUGGUGAGACGACAACAACGACAAUCCGAGUGUGGAACGAGACCGUAUCCAACCUCACGCUAAUGGCGUUGGGCUCCUCCACCCCUGAGAUCCUUCUCUCUGUUAUUGAGAUUUGUGGGCAUGAGUUCCACGCCGGAGAACUUGGCCCAUCCACCAUCGUAGGCAGUGCUGCCUUCAACAUGUUUGUAAUCAUUGGCCUGUGCGUGUCAGUUAUCCCAGAAGGGGAGGUCCGGAAGGUAAAACACCUGCGUGUGUUUUUCGUAACAGCCGCAUGGAGCAUGUUUGCCUACGUCUGGCUGUACAUGAUCCUGGCUGUCUUUUCGCCCAAUGUCGUCCAAGUAUGGGAAGGGCUUCUCACCUUGGCGUUCUUCCCCAUCUGUGUCAUCCUUGCUUGGGUGGCCGACCGCCGCCUGCUCUUCUACAAGUUUAUGCACAAGAAAUAUCGCGCGGACAAGCAUCGAGGUGUCAUCAUCGAGACAGAGGGUGAGCGUUCCAAAGGGAUAGAAAUGGAUGGAAAGAUGAUGAAUUCUCAUUUUGUCGAUGGCGGAGCUGCUAGUAAUUUAAUGGGCCUUAUUGAGGGGAAAGAGGUGGAUGAGUCUCGCAGAGAUAUGAUCCGUAUCCUGAAAGACCUGAAGCAGAAACACCCGGAGAAGGAGCUGGACCAGCUGGUGGAGAUGGCUAACUACUAUGCACUGUCACACCAACAGAAGAGCAGAGCAUUUUAUCGGAUCCAAGCCACGAGGAUGAUGACCGGUGCUGGGAACAUCCUCAAGAAGCAUGUGGCCGAGCAGGCCAAACGCAGUGCUAGCGUACAAGAAGUUCACGUAGAAGAACCCGAGGAGUAUGUGUCCCGCAUCAUGUUCGAACCUGCCAUUUACCAGUGUCUGGAGAACUGUGGCGCCGUUCUCCUCACAAUAGUUCGCAAAGGCGGUGACAUUGCUAAGACAAUCUAUGUGGAUUAUAAAACGGAAGAUGGCUCGGCGAAUGCCGGCGCGGACUACGAGUUCACCGAGGGCACGGUGGUGUUCAAACCUGGUGAGGUUGUGAAGGAGAUCACUGUCGGCAUCAUCGAUGACGACAUCUUUGAAGAGGAUGAGCAUUUCUUUGUGCGGCUCAGCAACGUGCGUGUUCUGGAGACUGAGGAUGAGGUGCUAUCGCCCAGUAGCUUGCCGUACCCGAAGGCCUUGAUAGGAUUCCCUGCUGUUGCCACUAUAACCAUCCUCGACGACGACCACGCAGGCAUCUUCACUUUUGAAAGCGAGUCCAUGCACGUGAGUGAGAGUGUAGGCAUCAUGGAAGUGAAAGUGCUGCGGACGUCAGGGGCGAGAGGGACAGUCAUCAUUCCAUUCCGAACGGUGGAAGGACUUGCUAAGGGCGGUGGAGAGGACUUCGAGGAUGCGUAUGGAGAGCUAGAGUUCAAAAACGACGAGACCUGUAAAACCAUACAGGUCAAAAUCAUUGAUGAUGAGGAGUACGAAAAAAACAAAAACUUCUAUCUGGAGCUAGCAGAACCACGCAUGGUGGACAUGAGCCUUCAGAAAGCUCUGUUAUUAGCUGAUGAUAUUCCAGACAGGAAGUUGUCAUCAGAAGAGGAGGAAGCCAGAAGAAUAGCAGAGAUGGGAAAGCCUGUGUUGGGAGAGCAUGCAAAAAUAGAGAUUAUCAUUGAGGAGUCAUAUGAGUUUAAGAGUACAGUAGAUAAGCUGAUUAAGAAGACUAACUUGGCUCUGGUCGUGGGCACAAAUUCCUGGAGAGAACAAUUCAUGGAGGCCAUAACUGUCAGUGCAGGAGAUGAGGACGAGGAUGAGGGGGGAGAGGAACGUCUGCCAUCUUGUUUCGACUAUGUCAUGCACUUCCUGACUGUGUUCUGGAAGGUUCUGUUCGCGUGCGUCCCACCCACGGAAUAUUGGAACGGGUGGGCGUGUUUCAUUGUUUCCAUAGUGAUCAUCGGCCUUUUGACUGCUGUGAUCGGUGAUCUGGCCAGUCACUUCGGCUGCACCAUUGGCCUAAAGGACUCUGUCACUGCUGUGGUGUUUGUUGCCCUGGGAACAUCCAUCCCUGAUACCUUUGCCAGUAAAGUUGCCGCGGUGCAGGACAGUUACGCAGACGCAUCUAUCGGUAACGUGACCGGUAGCAACGCAGUGAACGUUUUCUUGGGAAUCGGUGUGGCGUGGUCAGUGGCCGCCAUCUACUGGCACAUGCAGGGUCGUGCGUUCGAGGUGCAGGCAGGUUCCCUGGCGUUUUCUGUCACUCUCUUCACCAUCUUUGCCUUCCUGGCGGUGAGCGUCCUGCUGUACCGGCGCAGGCCUCACAUCGGUGGAGAGCUGGGCGGCCCCCGCACACAGCGCAUCUUCACGACACUCUUUUUCUUCGGCCUCUGGUUUCUCUACAUCCUUUUCUCCAGUCUUGAGGCUUACUGUCAUAUACAGGGCUUCUGAAGAGAGGAGAUGGGGUGGGAUGGGAUGGGGCAGGGGUUGGAGAUCAGGAGAGAUAGAUGCCAGGAAACUUCUUCUAGUCGUAAAUGACAGAGUAAGAGCUAAGGAUUGAUUUGAAAAGGUCGCUAAGGUUUUAAGCAGGAGCUACAAAAAGGACAUCGGUUCUUCAGAUACCUUCACGCCGAAGGUGAAGAGUGCGAAGCAUCUCUCUGAGGGGUGGGACAGUCUUAACCUGGAGUCUGAGCUUUUCACAGUCUAUAUUUUUCUCAACACCUGCUGAGAACGACUUUUUUCUAAUGAAGUAUUUUGGGAAAAAAAAUACACAAAAAAUAACAAAAAGAAUUAAAUGAUUCAAAGGACUAUUUUCAAAUCUGCUUCCAGGAUUAGAAAUAAUAUUUCAACAAAAAAAUGAAAAUAUAUAACUACAUGAAAUCUGUUAUUGAGUGACAUUUGAAGGACCCAUAAAGUUAUUUAUUUUUUUGUUUUUUUCCUCGUUUAGUUUGGUAAGAACUCACAGAGCUUACAGCUUUUAACGUCAGGCCAAAGUCCCGGCUAGGGAAAGUGGCUCGGAAACGUGAAUGCUGAGUAGACAAACGGAGAAGAGAGACGAAUAUGAACAAUGGCUGAACACUGCAUUUUCUCCCUGAUAUUCCUGUAUGGAUAUAAUCUGCUUCCAUAUUUUUUCUGUAUUUUUGUGUAUUUCCUUGCCAAGUGUUGUUAUUUCGAGAAUCACAGAGGCUUCGGAGGUUUGCGGAAGAACAGAAUGCAAAAAAAAAAAAAAAAAAAACAACAAAAAACAUGAUACAGAGGGAAAAUGAGGCCUUUUUGCAUUUGAACAUUCAUCAAAACAAAUCACUAGUGUAUUUUCUGAUAACACCGUGGAGGAGAGCGCACUGCGUCUGCUAUUACAGUUGUUGUUGGGUUUUUUUUUUAUCUGUUUGUAUUUCAGUCUUUCAGUGUCGUUGAACAAACAUAAAGAACCCCAAAGAAAUCUCCCACCCCCACUUCACCCCAGAGAGUCCCCUCUAUAUAGACUCACGAGACUAUUUAACCAGGAGCUCCUUAAGUGCGCAUCUAAACAGUGUCUGAAGUGUCAGUGAUGUCGAUGGUCAAUUCUAAGUAGUUAUUGGGGCCUUUAAUGUGGUUCAUAAUGUUUACAGGCCUACGGUCCAGAAAAGAGUGAGAACGGUGCAGUACAAACGGAUUCGUUUAACAUAUUGAGGAGAGGGGGUUUUUUGCAUUUCAGGGAGAAGUAUAGAAAUUUUAGACAAAGCUGCGUAAAUAGUUCACCUAAAAUUGAACAUUUGCUGAAAAUGUCCAUGAGUUUGUUUCUUCAUCAGAAAUAUAGCAUUACUUCACCUGCUCUCCAAUGCAGUGAAUGGGUGACGUUAAAAUGAGAGUCCAAUCAUGAUCCACAUGACAUUAAUUCUUGUCUAUAAGGAUCUAAUCUAUAAGGCUUCAUGCUGUGAAGAAGUCCACCUUUUACUGUUUAGGACUGUUUUCUAUCUAUUUCUAUAUUGCUUGAUUAGUGAUCUGAUUCAAAAUAUAUGACUUUUUACUUGAGAAAGCAGUAUCAUUGAUAGAAGGCUUGUAUUUCCCAACAGCUAACAGUUUGAAAAAAAAAGUUAACAUUUGUUAUCAGCUGUGUGAGCUUACAUUUUGGCGGCACCCAUUUACUGCAGAGUAUCCAUUGGUUAGCAAUUGAUGUAAGAAACUAAAUUUCUCAGAAUCUGUUCUGAUGAAAAAACAAAGUCAUUUUGAAGGGCGAGUACAUUUUCAGCAAUUUCUCCUUUUUUAAAAGCGGUCAUUAAUUUGUUUGUUUUUUGUGCCUAUUUUUGCUGUAAUGAGCGGAAAAAUAAUGAUGUGGGUGUUGUUUCUGUAUUGUUUGGGGAAGUGAUGUUAUAAAGAAUUGUUUAGGAUGGCCAAUUAGAGCCCAGAACCAAAGAACAGAACCUCAGACUGCCACCCAGAAGCUGCAGUGGUUCUCUGGGCCACAGGGGGGGCCACAGCCCUGUUCCACCUCUGUUUGUUUGUACAACUCUUGCAUUUUGUGUGAGUGAGUGUGCGUAUGUUGAUGUUUUUUCGUGUUUGCUCAUUACAAAUACAGGCCAAAUCAGUUGUGUCCAGGACACCAGUGUUGGGAUCACAGCAUCUGCAACAGACAUGUUUAUUUUUUAUUAUGUUUACAUUCAUAUAUAGCUGUGUAUGUGUUGCUUGUGAGUGAGAGCAGUUGAAAACGCACGUAAUCUCUGAAAAUCUCUCCAUUCAAAUCGCAAAUGUAACUGCUGGCAUCGCUUCAGCCUGCUCUGUGCUUCCUACUCAGUGGCUACUCAGUACAUAAUCGAUGUGCUUUAGCUUUACAGUACAAGAAUCACGCAGAAAUCACCACAAUUCGUACUGAACCUUCACCAGUGCUCUUUAUGACUCAUACGGGCUCGUGUUAAUGAGUUUUUAGUGUUUUAUGUUUGUACAGAAAGGCAGGAGUGUGUGUUAGCUUAUCUACACAACAGACAUGUUCUUUAUCCACACACACUGAUUUUGUGAGCAUGUACUGCCUACAUAGACAGCAUCAUAUACUUCUAAUAUAUGCAACUAAUUAUGCAGCUUUCUAUGAUGCCUUACUUUGGACAUAUUUUAGGCAGCAUUGCUUGUAUUCUCUUAUUGUCCAAAAAGGAUUGUUAAAAAUAGUUCGGUCUAAUUAAAAAUAGAUUUUAUUGUUUUUGCAUAGGUGAUUUAUAUUACCUGAUAUGUACACUACCGGUCAAAUAAGUCAGUUUGUUUUUUAUAUAAAUUAACACUAUUUUUUUUUCACCAUUAAAUUGAUCAGAAGUGACAGUAAAGACCAAUUAUAAUGUUAAGCAUUAUAUUUUAUAACAUUGUAUACCUCUAGAUUUAAAAUUUCUAUUCAUUAAAGAAUCUUAAAAAACAUUUAUUAUGGUUUCCACAAAAAUAUUAAGUUCCACAACUGUUCACAACAUUGAUCAUAUUAAGAAAUCAUCAUAUUAGAAAGAUUUCUGAAGCAUUAUACUGGCGUAAUGGCUGCUGAAAAUUCAACUUUGCCAUCACAGAAAUAAAUAAAAAAUUUUAAAAAUGUAUUAAAUUAUGGAAAGUUAAUUUAAAUUGUAAUAAUGUUUUACAAUAUCCUGUCUUUACUGUAUUUUUGACCAAAUAAACACGAGCUGUCUAUUUUUAUGCAAUCACAUUGAUAUCUUAGCGGCAUGAUAAUUUACAUGAAACACUUGAGUUGCUGCCUGAUGUUCCCUGUGUAGGCAGUAGAAGCAAGGCAGCUCACUAAUUUGUGGAACACGGCCACCGACACAGCUGAUAUGCUGUUCUGGGCACCAGUAUUAGGCAUGAUAAAGUAAAAAAAAAAAAGUCAUUUACACUGUAUUGAGUUUGAACACUCUUUCAGCGUGUCGCUUGUUUUCUGCCAGCAUGUGUUGUUGAAUGUGUCUGGUGUCAGUCAGAGGGCAGCUAAAGCAGAUCACAGUAGAUCUUCACUACUUCUGUGCACAUGUGUGCAUGUGUAUCUUUGAGAUGGUUUGCGGUAAAGGUAGCAGUCUUAUAAACCUUAUUACCCAGUUUGGCUGACUCAGUUAACAGCAUUGGGCUCAAACGCAGAGUGUUUAGGGCUUUGAAUUGCUCUUCAUGUCUCAGCCUGGGUCAGAUCAAACACACACACAGACGCACCUAUGCACUCACACAUGCACACUUGAGUUAACUGAACACUGCUGAUGAUUGGAGAGGGUCGUUAUGAAUAUGCGGGUGGGCCUUCAUGUAGUAUCAUGGCAUGAAAGUCAGCUGCAACCACCAGCUUUGACCUUUUCUACUGCCAGCUUGCACUUCCAGCUGUUUAGAUGCAGGUGAACUGGUUUAAAAGAGAUUUCAGAUGAUGUCACUAUAACCUUGAAGUCACACAAGUCUUACAAAUGUAUCAGGGGUCUGAGUCUCUCUCUCUCUCACACAAACACACACACAAACACACUCCUCUUCAGCCUGGUGAUGAAGCAGAUGGUGGUUAUGUUCAUCUAUUGUUGUUUUCUUUCUUUUUUGUUUUGUUUUUUACUCUUCUCUCACAAACAAUAUCAUGUUUUAUUUUCAGGGAAUUAUGCAUGAAAUUUACCUUAAUUUAAUUAAUUUAUGUCCGCUGAUUUAUUUUGAAUUCUUUUGGUCAACAGAAAAAUAAAAAAAAUAUUUGAAAAAU
Puntigrus tetrazona (Sumatra barb) is the source of this 7758-nucleotide messenger RNA. RefSeq names its product solute carrier family 8 member 3 (gene slc8a3). Lineage: Eukaryota; Metazoa; Chordata; Actinopteri; Cypriniformes; Cyprinidae. The transcript is spliced from 8 exons. Bases 786 to 3557 code for a protein of 923 amino acids. Gene Ontology annotation, biological process: sodium ion transmembrane transport; calcium ion import across plasma membrane; cell communication. The record is from RefSeq and is a predicted model, not a curated record. Gene Ontology annotation, molecular function: calcium:sodium antiporter activity. Gene Ontology annotation, cellular component: axon; postsynapse; sarcolemma.